AUGUUUCGACUACUCACAUAUCUUGUAAGUGUUGCGUUUAUUUUCAUUCAAUUAACCCAUGCUCAACAAGUGGAUCCACAACUAUGCCCGGAUGGACCAACUCCACCAUUUCCUGAUCCCAAGUGGCACCAUAUUCCACCAAGAUUCGAAAUUAUGACUGAACUCGUAGCUGAGAGAAACAUUUUGGAGCUCUCACAGGCUUUUUCAACUUCACGUGAUGCUAUUGCAACAAAUUCGGCUAUAGGUCCAAAUAAUUUCUAUUACAAUUUCGUAACUAACGAAUUUUUUGAAAUCAUCUAUGGUAUUGGAAAUAUCUCCAUGCCAUUUUGUGUUCGACAAACACUUAAUGACCAAUCUCAAACAAGUGUUGUUGUACCAAGAACACUUAUGGUUAAACCAUCAGCUCUUCUCGGUUAUGAUCAACGAAAUAAACCUAAUGCUCAAUGGGGUGUUCGUUUUGAAAAUGAAGGUGAAUUACGUCGAAUUCCAACAAAUAUCUUCCGAUCAUGUUUCUACUUGAAUGAUAUCAGAGCAACAGUACUUGUUUUCUUUCAUGUAUCUGAUCCAACAAAAUUUCUACCUGGCUUUCAACAAAACCAAACUACCAUUUUACAAAUGAAUGUAACAGUUAAAAAUGCAACAACUCAAGAUUCAUUUACAUACAACGUUUUUCGUUACAAUGCAAAUCCAAGCAGACGUGAAGAACGACAAGCAUUAGAAACACCAACCGGCGUCUAUUGUCAAAAUCGUACAUCAACAAUGUCUAUACCAAAAAACCUUCCAGAACGAGUCAGUGCAAAUACUGAAGUAAAUGUACCAUUUGGUAAUCAAAGUGCAAUAUUUAGUGGACAUAAUUUAUAUGACACUGAAUUUCAAUUUACACGUUUUGAUGCUUGGUAUCCUGAUCCACAAGGUUCACCACAAUGGGAACAUUUUACUGAAAUUCAUGAUCAUGGUGUUGGUCUAACUUAUCGAUAUAGCAGUGAAAGACAUCAUUGUCGUGUUAGUAAUAUAAGUGCACAAGGAAAUGAUGCUGUACCUGAUGUUGAUGAUCCAAAUAAUUUCCAUAUGGGUAGUCCACAACAUUUAUUCUUACUCGAUGAUGCUGAAUAUCAAUAUACUGGUGAAAAACAUUGCCGUGAUCGAGUCUGGUGUCAUGUAUGGAUUGCUGAAAAAGUCUUACCAGGUUAUGUACUUCAACAUCGCGAAUGGUAUUGGUCAUCACAUAUUGAAGGUGAACCAGUAGUACACUCAGAACCAGUAAAAUUAGUCUUAAAACAAUACAACAAUGGAGUUCUUAAUACUUCAUUUGAAAUGAAUAUUUUCAACUAUCGUCGUCGUCCCAUGACAAUAUUCGAAAUUGAUUAUACAUUAGCUGAAUGUUAUCGUGCUUUAGGUCCAGCUGAAAAUUAUAAUCUUGCUGUUUUAACAUUCCGAAUCGUCAACGAUAAAAAAUAUCCAGUAUAUGAAAAUUUGAAUUAUUUACGUUUUCAUAUAUGGGAAACAUUGGUAUUUACCAUGUUUGUAAGACCAAUACGUAUUUCACAUCUUAUUGUUGAUCAAGAUACUGGAGCAAGCAAUGAUAUCAUUGUUACAUUUACAUUACUUGAUAGACCACCAAUAACUGGAAAUGUAGCAGAUCCAAUUCAUGAAACAUCAUUAGAUGGACUUAUUAACCGUCUUGAACGAAUUAUGGAAGCCGAUGGUUUAGCAUUCCGUGCUAAAUAUGGUACAAAUACAGUCAAUUUACGUGCACGACCUGGUUCACUCAAUGUCGGUCAUCGAUCAUCAGAAACAAUCACAAAAAGUUCCGGUCCAAAAAUAACCGGACUUUGGAUUGGUUUAAUUAUUGUUGGUUUAUUAAUUGGUGGAGUUGGUGGUUUCAUCCUUUUCGGAAAAUUUGCAAAAAAAUAA
Adineta steineri is the source of this 1914-nucleotide messenger RNA. The record is from the annotation of a GenBank genome assembly. NCBI's taxonomy places the organism in Eukaryota, Metazoa, Rotifera, Eurotatoria, Adinetida, Adinetidae.